AUGCCCCGACACGCCGAGAAGAUCGUCCGCCAGGAGAUGGCCAAAUUCAUCGCCGCCACGCCCAGCCUGGCCGGCCCGCUGCUCCGGCUCCAUUUCCACGACUGCUUCGUCAGGGUAAGUCGUCGUUGUGCACUUGUCCUGUCUCACGUACAAACCUACAUUAUGCACACAAACACUAAGAAACAUCCAUGCAACGCGAAAUUGCAGGGUUGUGACGCCUCUGUCCUGCUCGAAUCCACCGACGGCAAGGUGGCGGAGAAGGACGCCAAGCCGAACAAGAGCCUGCGAGGGUUCGGCUCCGUGGAGCGCGUGAAGGCCAAGGUCGAGGCCGCGUGCCCGGGCAUCGUCUCCUGCGCCGACGUGCUCACCCUCAUGUCCCGCGACGCAGUCGUGCUGGCCAAGGGCCCCUUCUGGCCAGUGGCGUUGGGAAGGAGAGACGGCAGGGUGUCCCGUGCCACAGAGGCCAUUAACGAGCUGCCCCCGGCCUCCGGCGACGUCCCUCUGCUCGCCAAGAUCUUCGCCUCCAAGGGCCUCGACCUCGAGGACCUCGUCGUCCUCUCCGGCGCUCACACGCUCGGCACAGCGCACUGCCCGUCCUUCACCGACCGGCUCUAUAACACCACCAGCGAGAACGGUACCUCUGGCCUCGUCGACCCGUCUCUAGACAGCGAGUACGCUGACAAGCUGAGGCUCAAGUGCAAGAGCGUUGAUGACCGCACCAUGCUGUCUGAGAUGGACCCCGGGAGCUUCAAGACCUUUGAUACCAGCUACUACCGCCACGUCGCCAAGCGGAGGGGUCUCUUCCGCUCCGACGCGGCGCUCCUCUUCGACGCCACCACCAAUGACUAUGUCCAGCGCAUCGCCACGGGCAAGUUCGACGGCGAGUUCUUCAGGGACUUCAGCGAGUCCAUGAUCAAGAUGGGCGACGUUGGCGUGCUCACGGGGCCGAGGGAGAGAUCAGGAAGAAGUGCUAUGUCCUCAAUUAGUGUUUGUUCAUUCUUUACUGUAAGGGGAUGCGUUCGAUAA
This is a messenger RNA of Triticum turgidum subsp. durum (durum wheat), 1026 nucleotides long. NCBI's taxonomy places the organism in Eukaryota, Viridiplantae, Streptophyta, Magnoliopsida, Poales, Poaceae. The record is from the annotation of a GenBank genome assembly.